AUGCUGCUGAAGAUGCCCCAGAAGCUGCUGAAGACUGCCCACUACAUAGAGCUGGGCAGUUAUCAGCACUGGCCGGUGCUGAUACCCCAAAGGAUACGACUGUACACUUACGAACAAAUACCCCUCUUCCUGAAGGAAAACCCCUACAUCACAGACGGCUACAGGGCUCACCUGCCCUCCAAACUCUGCCUGAAAAGUAUUUUUAUUCUGUCCAAUGAGACGGUGAAUAUCUGGAGCCACCUUUUGGGUUUCCUGCUGUUCUUCUCUCUGGGAGUCAACGACCUCUUGUCUGUCCUGCCAGCUUCUGGAGCCAACAGAGAGGACUAUGUCAUCUACGCUAUAGGACUCUUCUGUUUCCAGGUUUGCAUGCUGUGUUCAGUGGGGUAUCACCUGUUCUCGUGUCAUCGAUCGGAGAAGACUUGCCGCCGCUGGCUGGCGUUGGACUAUGCAGGCAUUUCUGUUGGCAUCCUGGGCUGCUAUGUACCUGGGAUCUUCUACGCUUUCUAUUGUAAUGCUUUUUGGCGGCAGGUCUACCUGCUGACAGUGCUGUCCCUGAUCCUGGCCGUCUUCAGCGCUCAGGUCCACCCUCGUUACCUCAGCAAUGACUGGCGUUGGAUACGGAUGUCAAUCUUCUGUUGCGUGGCAGGUGUUGGCACGAUUCCUGCCUGCCACUGGGUCUGGCUCAAUGGUGGUUUCACCUCCGAUGUUGUGCAGCUGUUUCUGCCUCGAGUUAUAAUAAUGUACUUGAUUGCUGGUUCUGCCUUCCUGUUCUACGUCACCAAAAUCCCUGAGCGAUAUUUUCCUGGCCAGCUGAACUACCUGGGUGCCAGCCACCAGGUGUGGCACAUACUUGUGGUGGCUAUGUUUUACUGGUGGCAUCAGACGGCUGUGUACAUCAUGCACUUUAGACACAGCCAGUCCUGCCCAGCGCAGACCACCAGGAGCUAAGUGAAAUUCAUCAUGUAACUGCAAUGUAAAGCUACCUAAAAACAACACAAUAAUAAGAAGAACCGUAUUUUUGUGACCUCUACCUUGUCAACCUAACGACAAGGUACUUCUGAGUACCCGCGGUAGAAAUAAAGGGGCUUCUUUGUCGUACGCCCUCUGUCACACCGUUUAACUCACCUGUGCGUACCACUCGCAGAUUAUCUUCCCAAUCUGAAGUCCACAUUAGGGAUUAGAGCAGCAGCACAGCCUCAGUAAGAAAUAUGUCUGACACCCUUCACUGUAAUUUAACUGUCCAAAAUAAAAUAAAAUGGAUGAACACAUCAUGUCAGCCACUGCAUGCAUUAAAGGAGAAUGAGCGGAUGUGAUUACAGACAGCUGACCGAUUGACACAAACAUAUAGCAUGUCAGUAAGAUGUUUGGCCACCAGGUGUCCCCAGAACAUCUUAAAUUCAGCUUGAAAUUGGUUCUAAACCUCUGCUGGAGGGAUUGAACACUUUGGGGUUUUUUAAUAAUCAGGCAUAUAUAAAUAUGCCGAGAGGGUACCUGCAUCCCACGGCUUAGCAGAGCCACUGGAGGUGGAGGUUGGUGCUGGGAUUGUGUUUGCUCCCUAAGGACUGUGAGCUGAUGUUAGAUGUGGUCGGCCACACUAACUCAGCCCCUAAAGCACAGAAAACAGUGAGCUCUAUUAGAUCAAUGCAUGAAACUGUAUUUUUUUGUAUUCGUAGAAAAUAUUUGGGUGGUAAAAGCAUUUUCUCAUGGUUGUUUAUGAUUGUAGUUUUUGUACAGAAGUGUUGGUAAAAAAUAUCAAUAGGUAUUUUGAAUCCUUUGAAUCUUACUUCUUAGUCUGUGGGAAGAAUUAUUUAUUUUAAUUUUGUUUAUUUUUUGCCUUGUUUUGUUGUUGGUUCUGUGUGAAAUGUCUUGAUUAAGAAGUGGGAAUGACAGAAAAACCCAAGGGAGCUGAACGUUACUGUUUGGGUACUGCGAGUUACCUCUCUUUGGUAGAAACAGUCACUCAGUACUUGCAGUAUUUUUUUUUAUAUUUGAACACAUAUGUUGGGAAAAAAUACUUUAAAUGCUGCAAAGUUGCAAAGCCAGUAUAUAAAAUCAAAGCCGUUGUUAUCAGCUGAGAGAAACAGACUAAUCUUAAUGCUAAACUCAUUUUUAUCAUUGAGAUGAUGGGUAUAUAUUUUUUAGUCUUCAGUCUCAUCUUACAUAAUUUGGGAGUCUGAUUUCAGUCGUCCUGCUGUAGCUUACUUACAGUUCACCUCACUCAGCACAGCUCAUCAGAGAGGUGCUAAGUGACCUGUGGUUGUCUACUUAUUGCAAUUGUUUGAUCAAAUUAUAGGAUAGUGCAUUUAUCUCUACUGGCACGCUUCCAGUUUUGAUAUUGUGCCCUAUUGUAAAACAGAUCAGCCACAACUCACAGGAGUUUUAAUGUGGUGGCUGAUAUGAGUCUGACGAGAGGAAACGAGAUCUCUUCCUUCAUAGUUAAUUUUGAGGAAAUGACGCUUUAGCAGCGGUACGUGUGACUAUGAAUUCACAGUUUGCUGUGAGCAGUAGCACUUAACAUAACACUCAGUGAUGAGCCCGGGAGGUCAGUCAACUGUAGCAGAUAUCUGUUAUCAGCCAUCAGUCCUUUUAUCAUGAAGCUUCUCGCAACAAUGUGAGGAAAAAAUACUGAUAACCGCCACCUCGUUGCUUUAACAAGGCCAGUUUGAUGUGUGUCAGUUUCCUUUUGUUUUUCAAAUUAAUGUACUUUUGGACAGUUAUAUGUUUUUGGUGGUUUGUAUUGUUUUUGCAUUAUUCAAUCAGGUUUGCCUUAUUAUCUGUUUGUACUGUAAUGGCACUUCUACAAUCUGUGGGUCCACAAUUGAGCCUAAACUAGGACAAAAUGAUCAAACUGUUACACUCCAAGGCCAGUGUGGUUUUCUUUCUUUCUUUUCAGAGCACUUACUGCUGCAGUCAUGACGGCAGCACUCAAAAGCACUCUGUUUUUUUUUUUUAAGUGUCUUUAUUUUGGCAUUAAAUGCUUGAUCUGCUUGGACUGCUGUUUGGUUGUGUUUUUCCUUUGUGUGUUUUGUAUGUUACUGCGGUGGCACUGACUACUGCAAUGUGAAAUAUUUAUUUCAGUGCCUAUGUGAAAAGAUAUUUUUAAAUGAAUAAAUGAAUGAAUAAAGUGCUGGGAAAUCA
Molecule: messenger RNA, 3138 nt
Organism: Haplochromis burtoni (Burton's mouthbrooder)
Lineage: Eukaryota; Metazoa; Chordata; Actinopteri; Cichliformes; Cichlidae
Gene: paqr3b
Product: progestin and adipoQ receptor family member IIIb
Exons: 6
Coding region: 1-948 (315 amino acids)
Cellular component (GO): membrane
Molecular function (GO): signaling receptor activity
Source: RefSeq, a predicted model, not a curated record